Molecule: messenger RNA, 1296 nt
Organism: Hyaloperonospora brassicae
Lineage: Eukaryota; Oomycota; Peronosporomycetes; Peronosporales; Peronosporaceae
Source: the annotation of a GenBank genome assembly
AUGCUCGACUGGACCUCGGCGCACGUUGCCGACCCCCAGACGUCGUCCAUCCCCACCGACCUUGAAGUGUUGGAGCCCGUCUUGUUGGAGCAGACUGUCGACGACAUCGACGUCGAUUGCGCGGCAGACGUGGGGCUCCCGAGCACCGUGUCGAGUGAGCUGGACGCGAUUUGGCGCGCCGUCACGAGUCCGUCGUCGGACGUCGACGCGCAAAACGGCGUGAGCACCGAGCCGGCCGAUCCACUCGUCGCAGAGACCGGCACGUCACGUCGACGACGUGCGCCGCCGAGCGCGGCCAAAGCGCGUCUCCGCAGCUACGAGCGCCGCAGUCGGUCCAAGCGCGAGCGCACCAUGUUGACCAUGAAAGAGCAAGUUGCCGUUCUAGAGGCGCAGCUCCAGGAGCGCUGUGCGCGCGAGCCGAGCGCGCAUUUGCUCCAGCACAAGCUCAUGGCACUGGCCCUCGAGGCCACGACGCUCCGCCACGGCAACUACGAGCUGCACCGCGCGCUGGACGCCCACGAGUUCUUCCACGCCAUGUUGCAGCUCGACGCGAGGCAACGGCCGACCCAGUGCCCCCCCCAGCUCCUCAAGACGCACGCGCCGUGGCGCGGCAUCGACGAGGCCGCGUGCCUCCGCCUCCUGCGCGACUCGUGCAUCGAGAUCAGUGCGUUUUCCCGCAGUGCGGACUUUGUCUCGAGCGGCCUCGAGAUCUGUGGCUGGCGCGAAAAGCGCAAACUCGAGGGCCACAACGUCAACUUUAUGUUCCACAAGCGGUUCGCUACCGCCUGCAGCGAAGAGUUAGCGGCCCGGAGCUGGGCCAUGCGCGCCGUGCAGGACCAAGUGACGCGCUUCUUUGGCCACAGCCUCGAGGUCCACGUGGAGGUGCUCCAGCGCUUUGCCAACGACGUGGUCGUCGUGCGGCGCAAGAUCAGGCACACGCUGGACGGGUGGGAGCACCACACGAUCUAUCUGCUGUUCCGCACCAAGACGCCGGACGGCCAUCUCGUCUGCAUUCGAGACAUGAACCCCGUUGACGCGGACGAGCUGCAGUUGCUGUGGGAGUCGGGCGGCACGCCGCCGGCGCCGAACGUGAUCUGGUCAAAGGCUUUUAUCUGGUGGAAGUUUACCACGUUGGAAGCGGCAGGCCAGCCGCAGUCCAGUGGCUUUGAAGUCGAGUACGGGGGAUCACUGGGCUAUGCGACGCAGGCAGACGCUGCUUUUUGGAUGCGGGAGGUACUGGUCCUUGCGCUUCGGUGGGAAAACUUGGUCGUGGGGCCAUUGAUCACGCUGGACUAA